UUUUCAGUUUGAAUCAGUAUGAAGGAGGAGGAUGAUCUACAGCUUAUAUUAACAUGGAGAGACCAUAAACAAGUUCUUACACUGGUUAUGGAAACUUUGCGUUACAAGGAAUUGUUCGCUGAUGUUACCCUGAUCUGCGGUGAGAAACAGUAUGCUGUUCACAAGUUUGUUCUGUGUACUUGUAGUCCAUAUUUUGAGGAGUUGCUUGAGUGUGUACCAUGUGAACAUCCAGUGUUGGUUUUAACAGAAACCUCACAUGAAACUUUGGAGGCACUGCUUGACUUUAUGUACCUGGGCCAGACAGAUUUCUGUUCCAAAGAUUUGGAUCGACUACUUGAUCUUGCAUAUGAGUUCAAAAUUUAAAAAGGAUUAAUUAGCCCCAAAGAUGAAGCAGACAGACAAAAACUUGAAAAGGAUUCAGUUAAGCAAGAGCUCUCUGAGGUUAUGCCAGAUAAAACCACCCUAUCAAAGGAACUUAAAAACGAUUCAGUUCAGCAAGAGCUUUCCAAGGUGAUAACAGAUGACACCAAAUCAUCAAAGGGACUUAAAAGGAAUUUAGUCAAGCAAGAACUUUCUGAGGUUAUGUCAGAUAAAUCUACACACUCAGAGAGCAUUCAAGAGAAGAGUGAUAAAGAUGGGAAAAUUGGUGAAAAGGAUUGCAAAGCAAAUGAUAAGGAUGGCAUAGUUAGUGGUGAAAAUGACAAAGGUAGUGUUAAAGGUGGCAAAGUUAGUGACAAAACUAAAUUAGAAGAAAGAAAUCUAAAGAAAUCUCCUAAAAUUUAUGCAUGUAAAAACUGCAAUAAAACAUUUGGGGAACCAGUCCAGUUAGAAAAACAUAUGGUGGUUCAUAUAGAAGAAAAGCUCUUAUCAUGCCCUGAGUGCCCAUACAGAACUCUAAGUAAAGUUACUUUAAGCAAGCACAUUUUAACACAUGUGAAAAAAAAGGCAUACUCUUGUCCAUACUGCCCAGAUCGCCACUGUCUUGAAAAGCAGCAUGUUUUACACCAGAGACGGAUGCAUCCAAAGAUGAAGGUUGUCAUUAAUGAGUCUUCAGUACCAGGCUUGGGAAAAUCACUUCAUAAAAAGCCCAAAGUCAGUAAAAAUACAGUUAAAGAAAAAGUCAUGUCACCAUCACUACCUUUACAGAAAAUUCAUAAAUCUUCAGAAUCUGGCUUCUCACCAUUGCAGACUCUUGAAAGUAAUGCAAGUAAUAGAGUCAGUCCUUCACCAUCACCAACAGCAAAAGCUCUGAUUAGUCCAAACUCUAGUGCUUCCUUAUCGCUACCAUCCAAAGUUCCAGAGUUCACCCGCAUGUCUCCAUCACUACCUCCUCCUUCAGAGAUGGCAAAGCAUACCAGAUCCAACUCCUCACCAUUACUUCCACCACCAGCAAAAGUUCGAAGAAUCUGUAGGAACACUACAUCACCAUCAUCACCAUCAAGAAUACAGAAAAAAUCUAAAUUUAGCUCUUCCUCAUUACCACCAGCUAAAGUCAGAACCAGCAGAGAGAUUAUAUCCUCAUCUUCAACACAGAAGGUGCCAAAAAAUGCUGGCUCUAGCACAUCUGCAUCAUCAGUAGUUGGGAAAAGGAAGAGGUUAAGCAUAUCUCCUUCACCACCCCUAGAUUCCUCAAGAAGUUCUAGCUGCUCUAGCUCUUCAAUCAAAAGCCCUGAAUAUGGUCCUUCACCUUCACCACCACCAUCUAAAUAUGUAAGAAGCACAAGAUCCAACACAGUGGCAGAAUCAUUAAGACGCAGUCUAGAGAGAAAUAAAUUAGUUUACAGUACUACUUGCAAGUCUUAAAUUAUAUUAUUUAAAAGAAUUCACUAUUUCUUUUGAGAUUAUUCUACAGUAAGUUUAGGUAAAAAAAUC
Cherax quadricarinatus is the source of this 1872-nucleotide messenger RNA. Lineage: Eukaryota; Metazoa; Arthropoda; Malacostraca; Decapoda; Parastacidae. The record is from RefSeq and is a predicted model, not a curated record.